This is a messenger RNA of Notolabrus celidotus (New Zealand spotty), 3103 nucleotides long. It is a transcript of the gene pde12, whose product is annotated as phosphodiesterase 12. Lineage: Eukaryota; Metazoa; Chordata; Actinopteri; Labriformes; Labridae. The transcript is spliced from 8 exons. Gene Ontology annotation, cellular component: mitochondrion. The record is from RefSeq and is a predicted model, not a curated record. Gene Ontology annotation, biological process: nuclear-transcribed mRNA catabolic process, deadenylation-dependent decay. The coding region runs from base 766 to 2535 and encodes 589 amino acids. Gene Ontology annotation, molecular function: 3'-5'-RNA exonuclease activity.
AUCUACCAUUGUUCUAGCAGAGGAACACGAAGAAGACGCUCAUGCUGUCUUGUGUAAAGUGAAGACAGCUAACGAAGCUAUUUUACUAACAGCAUUACACGAAAAGGCACGCUGUUGGAAUUAACUGGUUGUUUUCGGACUCUUGUGUGCUUCUUUAAUAUUUAUUUUUUGGCAGUAGUAGUUCAACUCUGUUUUACGGUUCGGCCGGUUUGCCUGACCGGUUAGCAUCCAGGCUAACCCGUGUAGCUGGAGGACGUUUCCCUGACGUCACACGGAAACUACUCUACCUGCCGUUGACGGUUUGUAGUUUAGUGUCUGUUGGUUUUGUAGUUUAGUGUCUGUUGGUUUUGUAGUUUAGUGUCUGUUGGUUUUGUGGUUUAGUGUCUGUUGGUUUUGUGGUUUAGUGUAAGUUGGUUUUGUAGUUUAUAGUCGGUGUAGUUCGGUGUCGGUUGGUUUUGUAGUUUAUUGUCGGUUGGUUUUGUAGUUUACAGUCGGUUUAGUUCUGUGUCGGUUGGUUUUGUAGUUUAUUGUCGGUUGGCUUUGUAGUUUGUUUAUUGGUUUUGUAGUUUACAGUCGGUGUAGUUCUGUGUCCGUUGGUUUUGUAGUUUAUUAUCGGUUGGCUUUGUAGUUUGUUUAUUGGUUUUGUAGUUUAUUGUCGGUGUUGUUUGGUUGCCGUUGGUUUUGUAGUUUAUUGUCCGUGUAAUUCGGUGGCAGUUGAUUUUGUAGUUUAUUGUCGGUUGUAGUUUCUCUGUGCUGGGUGACUUCAUGUUGAAGCCCCUCUCUGCUGCUCUCCGGUUGUUCCCUCGCCGUCUCUUGUCCUCCACCCAGACCUCCAGUCUUCUCCUGGGCAGGAGGAUGGAGCUCGCCGUGGUGAGGUGCCUCCCCGGGGAGCCCAAACUCACCAUCUCCUUCUGUCUGGACGGCAGCCACAAACAGAUGCUGCGGGACCAGGACGAGACUCUGGGGAAGGUCCUGGCCCGGAUCUCCAACGGCAUCGCGAAGGGCCAAGGUAAGGCGAAGAAGUCUAAGAAGAACAAGGGCCAGCAGCCGUGUGAGACCCCUGAGACCACCGUGGUGAAGCUGUUCUAUGAAGGCGGAGAGGUGGAGGACUCGGUGCUUAAUUCGGAGGCGUGGCAGGACGGGGCUGUGCUCCAGGUCGGGGACGUGAAGUACUCGGUGCAGAGGAACGCACCCACUUUCACUAACGCAGAGCUUCCGGUGUCCCUGCUGUCCGGGUUUCCGGUCUGCCCGAAUCUGGCGGUAGAGUUCGGAAACCUGCAGGACUGCAAGUUCACAUGGUUCAAAGAAAACCCCUCAAACGCAACAAGCUCUGAAUCUGCUGCAGAAGAACCAGCUCAGGACGGCGGUUGGACAGAGGUUGGAUGUGGGAGAGUCCACGUCCCGUCGAAUCAGGACAUCGGCUGCAGACUCAAACUGCGCUGCACGCCUAAAGAAGGGCAACGCAGCGGCCCAGUGAAGGAGCUGAUCUCUGCGGGGGCUGUGGAGGCCGGACCGGGUGUGUGCACGUUUGACAACAGACACCUCUACACGGUCAGAGAGGCGGAGUGGCCGUCUGUGCGGGUGAUGUCGUACAACAUCCUCGCUGACAUCUACGCACAGACAGAGUUAUCCAAGACAGUGCUGUACCCGUACUGUGCUCCCUACGCCCUGCAGCUGGACUACAGGCUCAACCUGAUCAAGAAGGAGCUGGCCGGAUACAACGCUGACAUCAUGUGUCUGCAGGAGGUCGACAAAGGUGUGUUCACGGACAGUCUGACUCCGACUCUGGACGCCUUCGGUCUGGACGGUGUGUUCAGGGUGAAAGAGAAGCAGCAUGAAGGACUCGCCACUUUCUACCGCAGGUCAAAAUAUAAGCUCCUGAGUCAACAUGACAUCAUGCUAAGUGAAGCGUUGACCUCUGACCCCAUCCACUCUGAGCUGCUGGAGAGGCUCUCUGCUAACAGCGCUCUGAAGGAGAAGAUGCUGCAGAGAUCCACCACCCUGCAGGUCAGCGUCCUGGAGGACCUGAAUAAAGCAGGGAGGAAGGUGUGUGUAGCAAACACACACCUGUUCUGGCAUCCUAAAGGAGGGAACGUCCGCUUGGUCCAGAUGGGCGUGGCGCUGAAACACCUGGGUCAUGUGAUCAGCGGCGUUGCACCCGGAGCCCCUCUCAUCUUUUGUGGUGACUUAAACUCUGUCCCUCACUCAGGUGUGUUCCAGCUGCUCAGCGAGGCUGUUGUUCCUCAGCAGCAUGCAGACUGGAGCAGCUCGGGGCCGGAGGAGUCCUGCAGCAUAGAGCUGCUCUCCGCUUUCCCCCCUCUGCUCAGCGCCUGCGGACAACCCGCCUACACAAACUAUGUUGGAGGAUUUCAUGGCUGCCUGGAUUACAUCUUCAUUCAGCCGGACAGCAUGCAGGUGGAGCAGGUGAUUCCUCUGCCCAGCCACCAGGAGGUUACCACCUACGAGGCCCUGCCCAGCGUGGCUCAUCCCUCUGAUCACAUCGCCCUCAUCUGUGACCUGCGCUGGAACCCCUGACCUUUGACCUCCGACCAUCAGGAGAGCUUUCAGUCGCUGCUGCAAACACAUUCUGCCUUUUAGGUUUCUUUACGUUUGAAUCAAGUCUGAGUGGAGAAAGUGUUCCUGUGUGUUUACUGGAUAUGUUUAAAACACAGAAUCAUCAUCUCAGAACACAGAGCUGUCUUAAAUUAAACUCAAAUAUAUCUGAACUGUUGUGAAGAUGUUCAAACUGCAUUUUUACAGAACAGUUUUUAAUCACUGAUAUUCAGUGUCUUGUAUCUGGAAAAGAAAUUAAAUAUACAUUGCUUGUUUUUUCUUUUUCACCAGAGAUUGAUAGUUAAUACAUCUGAAUGAAUUUUGGGCUUUUCUGUGAUUAUAAAUAUUUUAAAUUUGAACCCAAUGGAAUUUUCAAACAUAAAGACAACUUAUGGACUACCAAAUGAUGUGGUUAUGGAACAAAUAUGGACAUUUAUUUAUUAUUUGUAUUCAGCAUUUAUCAUUUUAUGCCAAAACAAGUUGUUCAGUUGCUCUUAGACUUUUAUAAAGGUGUGAUUUUACAGCAUUAAAAGUCAUGUUGUAAUGUAAA